Messenger RNA from Centropristis striata (black sea bass), 4504 nucleotides. RefSeq names its product transcription intermediary factor 1-alpha-like. Bases 207 to 2951 code for a protein of 914 amino acids. NCBI's taxonomy places the organism in Eukaryota, Metazoa, Chordata, Actinopteri, Perciformes, Serranidae. The transcript is spliced from 18 exons. Gene Ontology annotation, molecular function: protein binding; zinc ion binding. The record is from RefSeq and is a predicted model, not a curated record.
CUCCAGUCGAUAUUUUGUCGUUUUCACAGAAAAAUAACGUUAGCAGAAUGUUAAUAUAGUCACAGCGUUAAAGUGGCUCAGAUGUAGGUGAGAGGAGAUGCUCUUUUCGCGGAGGAAAACGACUCCUGAACCUGCUCUGCUCACCUGAGUGGAUACAUCUCGUAAACACAGAGAGGUCUAGCUGUAAAGGCUAAAAAGUGCAGCAAAUGGAUGGACGCGCGGGGAAACAGGAGACGGGGGAUGCUUCUGCUGCCAUCGUCGUUGAGAAUGAAGCUGAGAGCAAGCAAGUGCAGGAGGAAAAGUCCGGUGCAACCGGGCGGAACCAGCUGGACACUUGCCCCGUUUGCCAUCUAAACUUUCACAGUCGGGAGCCCAAACUUCUGCCUUGUCUGCACUCUUUUUGUACGAAAUGUCUGCCUUUGCCCUCGAGGAAUUUGGCCAUGGCAGAGCCGCCAAACUCCCAGUCUGACAGCUCGACCAAACCACUGAAUGUGAUCCGCUGUCCGGUUUGCAGGCAGGAGUGUAUGGAGGUAGAUGUGAUGGAAAACGUCUUUGUGAAGGACUCAGUUGAGGCUCCCAGCAGCACAGUGGAGAGGACAGUCCAGCUCUGUAUGACGUGUGAUGACAACACUGAAGCUGCUGGGUUCUGUGUGGACUGUGUCGAGUACCUCUGUGCCACCUGUGUGGAGGCCCACCAAAGAGUCAAAUUUACCAAAGACCACACCAUCAGACAGAAGGCUGAAGAGGUCCACGGUGUGUCGACUCAGAGGCCGAUGUUUUGUGACAUCCACAAACAAGAGCCACUGAAGCUGUUCUGUGAGACCUGUGACCUGCUAACCUGUCGUGACUGCCAACUAGUGAAGCACAAAGACCACAACUACCAGUUCCUUGAAGAUGCUUAUAAAAACCACAAAAAGCACAUGGAGAGCAUGACCAUUCAGCUGCAGGAGAAACAGAAACUGAUUGAAGAGGUAUCAAACUCCAUAAACAAUGGACUUCUUCAGGUUGAUCAGAACCGUACUUCUGUUCAUAAUGAAAUAAAGAAAUCCAUCUGCAGUUUAAUCCUCGAGAUAAACAAAAAGGGCAAGAUGCUAGUUAAUCAACUUGAGGCUGUAACAAAGGAUCAUGAGAGUGUCCUGCGAAAACAACAGGAGGACAUCGGCUAUCUAUCCAGACACUUGGAUCAUGUUAUCACCUUCACCAAAUGGGCCACAGCCAGGAAUGGGGGCACGGCCCUCUUGUACUGUAAACGUCUGAUUCUGUUUCAGAUUGGAAACCUCCUGCGGGCAAAAUGUAGUACCUCGUUUAUACCACAGAGCACUAUACGCUUCCAGAGCCGAUCCUCCUAUUGGGCCUCAAAUGUUGAUCUGGGCUCUUUAGUGGUGGAGAGUCUACCAGGCCACCAGCUUGGUGGUUUUCAGGGUAUUCCUCAUCAGCUCUCCCACCCUGGACAGGGCCCCUCAGGCUCGCCCCACAGCCUUGCCCUGGGUGCACCCCAUAAUACUCUGGCUCAGCUCCAGAUGCAGGUGGACAAGCUCAACCCGCAGCCCAACUGGCAGCCCCAACCCCCUCCUCCACCCUGGACUUGGUACCAGAGUGUCCGGCUACAGAGAACUGUCCCAGGGCCCCUGCAAGGAGGCUCUCCCUCCCACAGUAUGCUUCCACAACCAGGCCGCAGGUUCAUGGUGCCUCCUCCCAGCCACGUCAGCCCAACUAGCAGCUUACCGAGCCCUGGGUUUACGCCCCAGACUCUGAGGGGGAUGGGAAGCAGCUCCAGCUACCCACCCAAACCUAUGGACGCAUUUCCCUCUUCACCCCUGUACACCCAUAUUACACCACUGCCCAUCAACGGGGGCAUCAGUUCACCUCAAUCACAGCAGACGGUGGAGCCUGCAUAUCUGAAUAGAAGGAAUGAUUCGGGUGGACCGAUAUAUAUGCUGAAGCCAAACUAUCCUCAGAACCUGCCACCUUCUUUUCUGCACAGAAAUGUGCAAGGACAGCAGAAUACACUAGGGUACGCUGCUGUCUCCCAGGAGGACAAACCGGGGACUGUUACCUGGAAACCGCCAGAAACACACCAGGCUAGUGGAGCAGUGGGCCCAGCUGUCAAAAAAAGACGAAGAUCGUCCCCAGGACCCAUUAUUGUCAUUAAAGAUGAGCCAGAUGAUGACAGUAGCUACGUACAAGCCAACCAAAGAGCCAGCCUCCCAGACAGCACAGGUGACCAGACUCUUCUGCAAAGCACAGGCAACAAACCUCACAGCCCCUCACAGCCUCCCAGCAGCCCAGAGGAGGAGAGCAAGACUAAUGCUCCAGAUCACGUCCGAUCAUUGGGAGGAGGACAGCAGCUAGACCAGCACCGACCUCCCCUGAAAGACUCUAAUGAAGUCUUGUGUGCUGUGUGUCGGACCGGGGGAGAGCUGCUCUGCUGCGAUAAAUGUCUCAAGGUUUUUCACCUUUCGUGCCAUGUUCCAACACUCCUCAAAUCUCCCAGCCGGGAAUGGUUUUGCUCUUUCUGCCGUGACCUGUUAGUGCCUGAGAUGGAGUAUGACUGUGAAAGCAAACCUGAAGCCAAAACAGUAAAGAAGGAGCCAGAUUCUGAAGGAGGAUUUCCCCCUGUGGACAAACGAAAGUGUGAGAGGCUGUUGCUGCACUUGUUUUGCAGCCAGCUAAGUUCAGACUUUGAAGGGCCUGCCUCCCCCUCGGUAUGUGCUAAUAACAGGCUGACUAUAAAGGGACCAAUGAAUCUUUCCGCUGUGAAAAAACGACUGGAGGCUGAGCAGAGUCUGUGCUACCAAAGCCCUGCAGACUUUAUAUCAGACAUCAGGCUCAACUUUGGGAGCUUUGUAAUCCUUAGUGAGGCUGACACAGAGGUCACCACUGCAGCCAAAAAGCUUAAAGAGCUGUUUGAAGAGCACCUGAGGUUCACCUUCCCUGACCAGACCUUCUAAUAAAUCAAACUGGAGAAAAUAACACCUAUUGUCCCUCCUGACUCUCAACUCUCAUCUCUUGACAAUAUAUCCCAGCAUGCAAAUCGCCUGCGCACAUGUUCAGACUCCCAGGAUACACCGAGCUGUCCCAGCGGAGAGGAGGGACUAGUUUGAAAGCACAAAUCUUCUUCAUCGUUUAGAUCUUUGACAACACUGCCAGCACCAGGUGAUAUAUGUAAUGUGUUCCACUUUAUUUCAGACACGUAUAAUACACAUUCACCUUCAGCUCACCAAAACUGUUUUAUAUGUUGGAAUAAGCCGCAUUGCAGCUAUUGCAUGAAUCUUAAGAUAUAGAUUUUUUAUCUGUGAGUGAAACAGUUCAGACUAGGAUUUAUGCAAGAAGUACAAACAUGCAGUACAUUUGGGUGUUUACAGGGUAAAGCUGAACAGGAUAUUUUGAUAUGUAGACUUUUGUUUUGGUUGCCAGUUCAAGUUAUCAGUUUGCUCACAGAAAUACCUUCAUCAACACUGAGCUAAUAGAUGGUGUGUUCAGGUCUGGUGUGUUUUUCAUCGUUAGGUCUCCAUGUGUAAAUAUAGAAGUGAUCAGAGAAAUUAUGAUGAUUAUCAGCUUUGAUGUUUGUGAUGUAUCUUAUGUGGAAUUGGAUGUGUUAUGGUCCCCUCAAGGCCUGGAAAAUGAAGACAUCAAAGGAGUCAAAGCUGUUUGAUCAUUAUACAAUAUUUCUCUGUUCAUAUUUAUCAGAUUUUUAAAGUGCAAAACUACAAGUCUAAUGUUGUUAGGGUAAAUGUGUGUAAUUUGAUUGAUUUAUGUUUAUGGUUUUUUUUUUAUUGUGAAGAGGUAAAUACAGAGCAAACGUUAUGUAAGACUAUUUUUCUAAGAUCAUUUUAGUUCAGUAACAUUUCUUCCACACAAUCACCAUUGUGAACUGUUUUCUUAUACAGUGUGUCCAUAAAGUCUCUCUUCAACUUUAAAAAAGUAUUACAAAAGCAAAUGAACAGACAAUUUUUUGGAAAUUAAUUACAAAAUGACGAUUUCUUGCCACAUUGGCUGUAGCAUAGUGUCAUCAAUGCUUGCAAUGGCAUCACUGAUCUUUGACUGUAGGUCAGUGAUGUCCCGUAACUUUGUUAGAUACACAAUAUUGCUGAGUCUGGAUAUUCAAUUUUGUUUCAAUAAACCAUGAUACACAUUGUCCUUUCUCUCGAGGAGUAGCCAUUUUUAUAGGGUCUCUUUUAUCGCUACCUAUUUCAACAACAGGGUACCUGAAAUACACAAAUGCAAUAUGAUUAAAAACUUUGAUAACAACUGAGUACAUACAACAAAUCUCAUUAAGAUAUCUCAUCAAUUGCCUUUGUAAUAAUUUGUUUUAAAUUGUAAAGAGACUUUAAGGACACCCUACACUAUUCAAGAGCCAGAACAUUGAGCCAUAAACUACUUGGAUGCAAGUCAACUUGCAGGUGUUAACAGGGUAACAUAACAAUAAAUGCUUAUGUUCAAAUAAAGAUUCUGGAUAAUGAUUAAUGUUAUAGAUCUACUUCACCCUUUUAAUGCAUUGUAA